UUUGCCAAUUCCUUAAUUUGCAAAUCUGUAAUGUAAUGAAAUGAUAAUUUAGCAUAUGUGUUUUUUACCCAAAGCUAAUGUUAUUUACUUUUUACCGGACACUUCAAGGAUAUUCAGUUGUAAGUGUUACCCCUUCAAUGAUUAUCAAGAAAUCAAUCCAAUGCUUGAUUUUAUGCCAUUUUGAUAUUCAGUGGCCGACCACUACGCUCAAGAUCCUUAUGGAAGUGGGGGAAUGGGUGGAAUGGGAGGAAUGGGCGGAAUGGGAGGAAUGGGCGGAAUGGGAGGAGGUGCCGGAACGAAAACCUGGUGCUGUGAAAACGCUAACCUCAUAAAUGGACGCUGUGUGUGUAAACCUAGCUACAAAGGCGACAGCAAACACCCCUGUGUUCAACCAUGUUGGGACAAAUGUGGACAAAAUUCCGUCUGUGACGUGGAGGAAUUUGUAUGUUCCUGUAAGAAUGGCAUGGUCGGUGAUCCCUACUCAAGUGUCGGAUGUGACGUGCCUUGCGGGGGUAAAUGCAUCGCCAAUGCUGUCUGUAACGAAAUAACCAACCAGUGCGAGUGUAAAGAAGGGUACAGUGGAAGUGCUUUGACAAAGUGUUACAUCCCAUGUGACAACAAAUGUAAGGCCAAUGCAUAUUGUAACUCGGAUAACAAGUGCCAGUGUAAUGAUGGUUACAUCGGAAACGCGUACAAAGGCUGUGAACUGCCAUGUGGAGGAAGCUGUCCAUCAAACGCCAAUUGUGAUCGUAAAACCAACAAAUGUGUGUGUAAUGAAGGCUUUAUUGGUAACCCUUACACGGAUGGUUGUGACGUUCCAUGCGGCGGUAAAUGUGUGUACAACGCCUUCUGUAAAAGCAGGGACAACAAAUGUUACUGUAACCCCGGACUUGUUGGAGACCCUUACACCAGAUGUGCCAAACCAUGUGACGACGCCUGUAGAGAGAAUGCCUUCUGUAAUAAGAAAGACAACAAGUGUCAAUGUAACAAAGGAUACAUGGGGGACCCAACUGUUGGCUGUAGAAAGCCGUGUGAUGACAAAUGUGUUAAAGAUGCCUAUUGCGACACAGACAACAAAUGUAAAUGCAAGAAAGGACUUGUUGGUGAUCCUUAUGUAAAAUGCGGAAAGCCAUGCGACGGAAAAUGUAAGAAGAAUGCUUAUUGUGAAAAAUCCGACAAUAGGUGUCGCUGUCUGGAAGGCUUUGUCGGAGAUCCUUACAAAGGAUGUGACGUUCCAUGCAAAGGAAAAUGUAGAGAGAACGCUUUCUGUAACGACAAUAACAAGUGUCAAUGUAAGACGGGAUUUUUCGGGGAUCCGUACAAAGGCUGUAGCAAACCAAGCGUGUUCUCACUCGUGCGCCUAAGCUACUCAGUAAAAGAGAAUGUAGGUCAGGUACAGAUAGAAGUUGUCAGAACUGGCGGCAGUUCUAGUUCCAACGUGGUGUCAUGGGUAUCCAACGACGGAAGUGCUUUACAGAAGAGUGACUACGUUGGCACGAAAGGAUCUUUGAACUUUAAGAGUGGAGUUAAAAGCUUGAAAAUUAAUAUCAAGAUUGUCAAUGACAAGGUGUAUGAAACUGACGAAUCGUUCACAGUGUCACUAGUAUCUGUUAACAAUGACGGAUCACUCGGAUCACUCACGACAACCACUGUGACCAUUGAUAGCGACGACGGUAAGACACACAAGCCAAUAACCUUAUAA
Pecten maximus is the source of this 1702-nucleotide messenger RNA. Its product is annotated as protein draper-like. Gene Ontology annotation, biological process: cell communication. The record is from RefSeq and is a predicted model, not a curated record. The transcript is spliced from 12 exons. Gene Ontology annotation, cellular component: membrane. Bases 233 to 1702 code for a protein of 489 amino acids. Lineage: Eukaryota; Metazoa; Mollusca; Bivalvia; Pectinida; Pectinidae.